Emiliania huxleyi CCMP1516 is the source of this 1296-nucleotide messenger RNA. RefSeq lists its product as hypothetical. The record is from RefSeq and is a predicted model, not a curated record. The transcript has 5 exons. Gene Ontology annotation, cellular component: catalytic step 2 spliceosome. The coding region runs from base 1 to 1296 and encodes 431 amino acids. NCBI's taxonomy places the organism in Eukaryota, Haptophyta, Isochrysidales, Noelaerhabdaceae.
AUGGAGUCCGCGGCGUCAUCGUUCCAGCGGACGCUCGUCGCGCGCGCCUCCGCCGCACGCGACGCGCAGCUGACGCGGGCGGCAAAGCGCAAGCGCGUGCUCGACGAGGACGAGUUCGUCGCGGCACUCGACCGGAUCAUUGAGCGCGACUACUUUCCGGGCCUGCCUCUGCUGCGGGCGCAGCACGAGCUGCUGCUCGCCAUCGAGGCGGACGACCCUGAGCGCGCGCGCCGCGCCUACGCCAUGGUCGGUGCAGCCACGCCUGCAGCGCACAGCUCGCGCCGCGAGGAGCGGCCGCCGACCCGCGGGCAGCGCAGCGCCGUUGCUGCCGGCGGUGGCUGUGGCGGCGGUCUCGACGCCUUUCUGGCGAGCCACACGUCGGAGGACAACGCCUCGUUUGGGCUCCUGCUGGAGCGGGACCAGGCGGAGCGGCGGAGGCGCUACUGGUGGGCGCAGGACGCGCCCGAGGGACUCGCGCAGCAAGUGCGCGCGCAGCUGACCGACGGCGCGCCGCCGCCGCCAAAGUUGCUCGAGGACUUUCCCGAGCUGCGCGGGCUCGAGGUGGCGGCGGCGCUCAAGGGCCCGUCGCAGAGCAAGCACGCGCGCAAGCUGGCGGCCUCGACCGCCGCCGACGCGCCGCCCACCUCGUCCACCCUCGUCCGCCUCCUCGCACACCCGGAGGAGGAGAGCGCGAAGGCGGAGGGGGCCAUCGACCGCGACGACCGUCCGGCGCGCCUCGAGACGGCACGCUUCUCGCACAAGACGGCUCUCUACCACGUGCCCGACGCGCACCCGACGCAGUUUGAGUACGCGGCGCACCUGCCCCCGCGGGAGACGGUCGCCCGCAACACGCGCUUCGCAGACGCCGCCGACUCGCCGAUGGUCACUUGGGGCGCGGUGCUGGGCACGCCUCUCCGCCUCGCCGAGGGAGGCGGCCACAACCCGUUCAAGGCGGAGCUCUCUGCGGCGGGCCACCGGCUAGCCCGUUCGCUCUCGAAGCAAGCCGUGCCCGACCCGAGCGGGCUGGGAGGCUCGGAGCUGCGCGCCUCGUACUCGUCCUUCACGCCGCGCCGCGAGACGCCAGGCAGGACGCCAGGCAGGACGCCCGGGCGCUCCUCCCGCCGCACUCCCGGCGGCGCCUCGGCUGCUCCCACCCCUCGCUCGUCGCGCCGGCCGUCCUCGGCCGCGGUGGUGCGCAGCAGCGUUCCGGGGACGCCAGCCGGAACAGCCGACGCUGCCGGCCCAGCGGCGACGGCAGGCUCGCGGUCGAGCAUCACGGAUGGGCUUUUGGAAUGA